Molecule: messenger RNA, 972 nt
Organism: Sclerotinia sclerotiorum 1980 UF-70
Lineage: Eukaryota; Fungi; Ascomycota; Leotiomycetes; Helotiales; Sclerotiniaceae
Exons: 1
Coding region: 1-972 (323 amino acids)
Biological process (GO): small-subunit processome assembly; endonucleolytic cleavage to generate mature 5'-end of SSU-rRNA from (SSU-rRNA, 5.8S rRNA, LSU-rRNA); endonucleolytic cleavage in ITS1 to separate SSU-rRNA from 5.8S rRNA and LSU-rRNA from tricistronic rRNA transcript (SSU-rRNA, 5.8S rRNA, LSU-rRNA)
Cellular component (GO): nucleolus
Molecular function (GO): RNA binding
Source: RefSeq, a predicted model, not a curated record
AUGGCGACGAGAAAGCAUAACGAUUUUCUAGACUUGGAGGAGAGUGAUGGAAAUGAAAGUCAAGGAUAUAAUUCGGAAGCAGAAGACUUAAAAAAGGGCGGCAGAAGUGUGAAGAGGAGAAAGGUGGAGGAGGAUGAUCAGAGUGACGACGAAGAUAUCGACCAGAACAGCGACAAAGAAGAACAGGACGCCGAGGUUUACGCAAUUGAAGAAGCAUCUAAAGAUAUUGAGUCGGAGUCGAAACCGAAGAGGAUUUCAAAGGAAUUAGAAUUACCAGGAGUCUCUAGGCCACUCACGAAAAAGAAUCUUGUCGCAAGUGCUGCUGCUAUCAAAAAGUCUGGCGUUGUAUAUCUCUCCCGAAUACCACCUUUCAUGAAACCGACAAAAUUAAGAUCACUUCUUGAACCAUAUGGUGACAUCAAUCGCAUAUUCCUGACGCCUGAAGAUCCCGCUUCGCACACAAGACGAGUACGCAAUGGAGGAAAUAAGAAGCGGUCUUUUGUGGAUGGAUGGGUAGAAUUUGUGAAUAAGGCGGAUGCGAAGAAGGUAUGCGAACUGCUCAAUGCGAAAACGAUCGGAGGCAAAAAAGGAAACUAUUAUCACGACGAUGUAUGGAAUCUUCUAUAUCUUAAGGGUUUCAAGUGGAAUAAUUUGACGGAUCAAAUUGCGGCAGAGAAUGCCGAAAGAACAAGCAGGAUGAGAGCCGAAAUUAGCAAGACGACCAAGGAGAACAAGGAAUUUGUACAAAACGUCGAACGCGCGAAGAUACAGGAGGGGAUGGAGGCCAAGAAAGCCGCGAAGAGAAGAAAGGACGAUGAUGUCGAUGUCACGAAAGAAGGAAAUGCAGAGGAUAAAAAGCAGAAGAAAGAUGCCGAUAGGCCCAUGCGCUUCAAGCAAAAUGCUCCAGCAUUGAAGAACAAGGCUCAGAACCAGACAGACCAGGUGAAAAGAGUUCUAAGUAAGAUCUUCUAG